GCAUAAUUUACUUCAUUUGACGAAGGCAAAUCCCAUUGGUCUAUUAAAAAUGGCAAUUAAAAUUUUUGAUAAUAAUCUUAAUAUUAAAAUGCUUGCUGAUAAGAUUAACAAAGAUUUUAUGACGGUCUUACAUCAAAUUUGAUUUAUAAAGCGUAACGCUUGGAGAAUUAGUAUAUAAACGAAAGAACCGUCGCGCAGCCACACCGGGAUACCAAGCAGAAUGCGUACAGUACAAAGUUUAGGCAGAUUAUUGCUUUUCUUAGCAAUCGUCAUAGGACCGCAGCAAACCUGGCAGCUCUCGCUACCCACCGAUCCCACCUAUCAGGCUGGUGUGGUCGAAUAUAUACCGGGUGUGGGCAAAGGAAAAUCUAAGGUCCAGGAAAGCCUCAAGCGUAUGAAAGAGGUCAUCGAAUCGGAUGGCACACGCGAUUUAGAUAUACUAGUAUUUCCCGAGUUCGUACUGAAUGACCCGACGUUCCGCACUUUUGUGCCCGAUCCCAAGCUGCAGAUAGCACCUUGUGAAAUACCCAGUUAUGAUCACUUUCUAACGGAACUAUCAUGCGCCGCCCGUUCACGUCAACUCUAUUUGGUCGUCAAUUUGAUGGAGAAAGUGUUUUGCGCCAACGACACCACAGCGGUUGGACGUUGCGACGCCAGUGGUUUAAACAGUUAUAAUACCAAUGUGGUGUUCGAUCGGCAGGGGCGUGUCAUUUCGCGUUAUCGCAAGACACACCUCUACCGCUACGAGUGGUACGAUGUGAAUGUAUUGCCACAAGCGGAACUUGCCACUUUCACCACCGAUUUCGGCGUAACUUUUGGCCACUUUAUAUGCUUUGACAUGCUUUACUGGGAACCCCCAGAGGUAUUGGUGAAAGAGCAUGGCAUUACAGAUAUUAUUUACACAACUUAUUGGUUCAAUGAGCUGCCCUUCCUCACAGCCGUGCAGCUGCAAGAGGGUUGGGCAUUCGCUAACGAUGUGAACUUGCUAGCCGCAGACGCUAGCAAGCCCAGUGGACAGAAUUCCGGUUCGGGUAUUUAUGCUGGGCGCUUGGGACGCCUAGUAGCGGUCACUUAUGAAGAACCCACCACACAGCUGCUCACUGCGAGCGUACCAAAACGCGGCUACCGUCAGAACUAUCAAGCGCCACCAGUUAUACAGCCCAACUUUGUGCCGCAAGUCAGCACAUCGCGUUUUACCAAACUUGCCCUGCUCCGCGACUACAAUGUGGACAUUUUUAAAACUCAGUUGCUGCCCGCCGACUUCACGACAGUGAAUGAAACUCUAUGCUACGAUAGUCAGUUCUGCUGUCAUUUUCAGGCUUCGCGCAACAUUGUCAGUAGCGUAAGUACUUACGCAGCGUACCGCUAUCGGCUCGCAGCUUACAGCGGCUCAAGCGUCACACACCAGCGUGUCGAUCCGGCGGCUUUGAAAGUGUGCGCUGUAAUCGCUUGCACCAAUGCGAAUUUGUACAGCUGUGGUCACAUCUUUCCAGCUGGCGUUACAGUUGGUAAUACUUACUAUUUUAGUGCAUUGAAUGUAAGCGCUUCAUUCCCACAUGCGCCGCGACGCCUCAUUAUGCCGUCUAGUGUGGAUGGCAGCAUUAUGCCACUGCCGGUGCACACUUAUGAGUGGCAGGAAUUUGAGAGCAACAACACUACUGCGAUCUCCAUAAGCUUGACAUAUCCCAAACUGGAUAUACUGACCUUUGGCAUUUGGGGUAAUUACUAUUCGACUGAGGUGAGCACGCAUAAUUUCGAUCCGGUGUGGCAGCCUGUGCGAGUACCUAAUUCUGGUGCUUCUAAACUUGGCGAAGUGAAGCUUUUAGUAGGUUUGGUGUUAGUGGCGCUUAGCCAGUUGUUCUAGGUUAAGCGCUUUACACAUUGUUCAUUCAAGGGUUGGGGAAAUAUUUUGUCUAGGUUUUGUGGAACCGAUGCCAAAAAUGGGACCUAUAUUUCAUGUAGCAAUGAUUGAUUAAUAAAGACUUCUCUAUAAUAUUAUAAAAUUUGUUUAAA
Bactrocera oleae (olive fruit fly) is the source of this 2013-nucleotide messenger RNA. RefSeq names its product vanin-like protein 1. Lineage: Eukaryota; Metazoa; Arthropoda; Insecta; Diptera; Tephritidae. The record is from RefSeq and is a predicted model, not a curated record.